GUGGAAGUGGAUGAGAACGGCAAGAUCGUGGACGCUCGCUUCAAAACGUUCGGCUGCGGCUCAGCCAUUGCCUCCAGCUCGCUGGCCACGGAGUGGGUCAAAGGGAAAACGGUUGAUGAAGCGCUGAAAAUCAAGAACACAGAUAUUGCCAAGGAACUCUGCCUUCCCCCUGUCAAACUGCACUGCUCCAUGCUGGCUGAAGACGCCAUCAAGGCCGCCUUGGCUGAUUACAAACUGAAGCAGGAUCCAAACAGAGAAUCCAACAAAGAAUCCGACAAAACAGCCGACAAUGCCUGAACUGCCUGCGCAGCUUCCCCUCCUCACUCCCUGCUCACUCUGCAGCGCAAUUCCCGAGCUGUUGUAGGACCCUGUGCACUACUCGAGCUGUAAGAUACGCACAAGUUACGCACAACGUGUCGCUGUGGUGUCCAGGCACCCCCUAGUGCUCCCCUGGCUGGGGGCUGCUGUCCCCUCGGGAAUGUCGCGGGACGACUCCGCUCCGGAGACCAAACCCCGCUGUCCGGUACUGGAAGGGCUGCACUUUUCGUUUUUAUUUUGGGAAGAUGUCUAGUUUUGCCUAAUAUCUUAUGGAAUUUGGUGGGAAGCGUUGCCCUGGUUUGGAUGUGUGUGUGUGUGUGAGAAAUGUGGGGCUGUCCCUGGCUCUGGCUGGGUCAGGGUUGGUUUCGUAAUCCAGGAGCAAAUUCCUGCUCUUGGAAUUCUGGGAAUGUUUUGUUGGUGCCAAAGGGAAAAGUGACCAGGAAACACCAGUGGUUUCUGCUCCCAUCCUGUCACCACUUAAUUUUUGAAGCACUUGUUGGAGGAACAGCCUGAAUUUUGGGGUGUUUUCUCUAAGAAUUCACUUCUUCGUUCACCAGGUGCUCUCUUAGAGCUGUAAAUCCUGGGCUAGAGGAAGGUGUCCCUGCCCAAAGAAGGGGUUUGCAACUGGAUGGUCUUUAAGAUCCCUUCAUACCCAAACCAUUCCAAUAUUCCCUAAAGUACACCCUCAGACUGGAACCCCAGUGGGGAACAGCUGAGCUGGAAUGCAGAGCUGAGGGGGAGCUCCCAGAGUUCCUCUUUUCUGGAGGAGUAUUUCCAAACCAAGCAGACAACACAUUGGCAGACUUCACUUUUUAACCUUCUACCCCCCCACGAGACACAUCACUUCCCAUUUUUCAUACUGAGGGUGUUGUUAAACAUUUAAAACCACAUUUAAAAAAAAAAUAAUUGUCUCAUCCUGCUCCA
Zonotrichia albicollis (white-throated sparrow) is the source of this 1242-nucleotide messenger RNA. The record is from RefSeq and is a predicted model, not a curated record. Lineage: Eukaryota; Metazoa; Chordata; Aves; Passeriformes; Passerellidae.